AUGGAAUACAAUAAAGUUGAUGUGGUUUUUUUUUUUCUAUCAGGUACUAACAGGGCACUGCUUUGCAAAUCCACAGUUGAUGGACUACAGGUCACCCAGCUUAAUGCAGAUCACACAACAGAAAAUGAGGAUGAGAUAUUCCGACUAUCCCAGCUUGGAUUGGACACAGUCAAGAUAAAACAGACUGCUGUAAUUGGGGGCCAAGCAAGUACCCGCAGGAUCGGUGAUUAUAAAGUAAAAUAUAACUUCAAUGACAUGGAGUUGCUGAGUGCAGCCAAAUCUAAACCAAUCACAGCAGAGCCGGAAAUCCAUGGAUGCCAGCCUCUGGACGGAGUUACAGGUUUUCUUGUGCUGAUGUCAGAGGGUCUUUACAAGGCUUUGGAAGCUGCACACGGGCCUGGGCAAGCUAAUCAGGAAAUAGCAGCAAUGAUUGCCACAGAGUUUGCCAAGCAAAUGUCUCUGGAUGAUGUGGCACAGGCAGUAGUGGAGAGAGUGAAGAGGAUACAUCAUGAUACCUUUCUCAGUGGUGGAGAACGGGCCAAGUUCUGCACCAGACAUGAGGACAUGACCCUUCUUGUUCGUAACUUGGGCUAUCCCUUAGAAGAAGCCAACCAGCCAGCCUACUCUGACACCGACUCAGGAGGUGGUCGAGUAUACCCUGUGUCUGUGCCCUAUUCCAGUGCACAAAACACUAGCAAAACCAGUGUUACUCUGUCGCUGGUAAUGCCAUCACAAGGGACAAUGGUGAACGGAACUCACAGCAGCUCAACACUGGAUGGAGCGACUCCAACCUUAUCAAGGCAAUCGCCAAGUGCUACGCUUCAGUCCACCAACACGCAUACUCAGAGCAGCAGUUCCAGCUCAGAUGGUGGCCUCUUCCGCUCUCGCCCAUCUACCUCUCUUCAGCCAGAUGAAGAUGGUCGUGUGGAGCCUUAUGUGGAUUUCACAGAAUUCUACCGACUCUGGAACAUGGAACAUGGGGAUCCUUCAACUCUUGUAACUGCGCAGUGA
Messenger RNA from Staurois parvus, 1011 nucleotides. The record is from the annotation of a GenBank genome assembly. NCBI's taxonomy places the organism in Eukaryota, Metazoa, Chordata, Amphibia, Anura, Ranidae.